Molecule: messenger RNA, 2292 nt
Organism: Opisthorchis viverrini
Lineage: Eukaryota; Metazoa; Platyhelminthes; Trematoda; Opisthorchiida; Opisthorchiidae
Exons: 14
Coding region: 1-1890 (629 amino acids)
Biological process (GO): activation of GTPase activity
Molecular function (GO): GTPase activator activity
Source: RefSeq, a predicted model, not a curated record
AUGGCACAGCGAGGGGGAACCAGGGAUAGCCUACCGCAUACAUUCAAGUACGAUCCUUAUGGUACCGAUCUGAAACAAUGGAAAAAUGUUUAUAUUACUCACAUUGUAAAUUCAAACGAAUAUCCUGGGGUCGGCCUCAAAGGGACGCUUUUCUUGACCGAACAUGAGACAAAGGUUCUGAUUCAUUGGGUUCCCGAUCCGGAUCAAGAUGAUUCUGUUCCGCCGGAUUUGAAAAAAGGUUAUGAGAUUGAUGUGCAGGACUUGAAACAGCUCAUGUGCCGCAGGUUACCUGGUUUCAGAUAUCGAGCCUUGUAUCUAUUUAUGAAAGAUACAAGUCGUUACGGGCCGUUCGAAUUUCGAACCGGUGGUGCGACAGAAUUUAUUGGCACCUUGGAUCACCUAACUGAACUCACAAGAUCUGACAAUGACAAGACAAUGUAUUACAUCAAACCCCGUACUGUGCCCACCUUUAACUCGGUUUAUCAGCUCCCUACAGGCUCUGGACAAACGAGACCACUGUUCAGUGCAUCUGCUGUUUCAGUUGGAGCUUCACUACGAAUGUUGGGCAAAAAAGUUUCGGGACCGAUGAACACAGUGCUAGAAACCAUUCUCACACCAUCAGGUGUGAUUACGGGCGAACCGGUGGGAGUAAACGGAACAGGUUAUGCGAAUCCCUAUCUGGGCCAGGUGCGUGGUACACCACAUGCAGAUCGCCUCCGAACAACCGACGACAAUGAUUUCGCAGUAGUUGAUGUGCGUCCUAGUCCUAUCAAACUCCCGGCACUCCCAGAAGUUCAUCGCAGUGACCCACUAAACUUCGAAAGAUGGAAACGACACUUGGAUCCUUAUGGACGCGUGACAUGCGUGGAGAAGCUCCGGAAAAUCAUAUUUGAAGGAGGCAUAGAACCUUCACUGCGGCCAAUCGUAUGGAAGUACUUGCUUGGUUACUACCUGUGGAAUAACACUGCAGAAGAGAAUGAGAAACUUCGAAAGGAGAAACAUGCUGAGUAUCAUACUGUCAAACGCUUUUGGAAGGAGAUGUCCAAUGAAAGACUUCUGCGAUUCAGUGUCUUUCGAGACCGAAAGUGUUAUAUCGACAAAGACGUCCCCAGAACUGAUCGGAAGACAGCCUUUUACCGUGAUGAUUCGAGCGGCAAUUUGACAAAACUGCACGACAUUCUGGUCACAUACAGUAUUUAUAAUAUGGACUUCGGAUAUUUUCAAGGAAUGAAUGAUCUCCUGGCGCUCAUUCUUUAUGUUAUUCAACAAGAGGAGGAUGCCUUCUGGUGUUUCGCUGGUUUGAUGGAGCGACUGGAAUCCAACUUUGACGGUAACCUGAAAGCUGUUCGAGAGCAGUUCACCCAACUAUUUGAACUCAUUGAAACGAUAUGGAGCGAAUACUUGACCAAGAACUUCCACAUAUUUUUCGCUGCCGCCGUUUUGCUGAUGCAACGCAAGGUUUUCAUGGACCGAAAUUAUGAUGCAAACAGUAUUUUAAAGCACGUAAACGAACUGUCGUUCAACAUCACUCUGGAGCCUGCGCUCAACUGUGCAACUGCUUACAUCCUUCAAUUAGAUCAGGUGAUCAACCUUUUGACUCCAGCCGUUCGUGCCAUUAUACAAGGUCCAUCAUUGUCCACAUCUGUACAUUGCGCACACCACAAGACUGGCAGCGCGUCUCUCCUUGAAGACACCUCACCAAAACUUGACUGUACUUGGGGACUAUUGAACGAGGAACUAGAAGAUCUGAUGGCUAGUGAUGUGCCUGAACCUACUUCCAGUGAACCGCCUCCCAGCUUAAUGAUUCCCAUCCCUCCCUGCACUUCUUCUAAACCGUUCCACUUGCCGAUAGACGAGCAACAGCCUUCUGCACCGAAUUCAUUUGUGUAAUUCCGUUAUAUUUUGGUCGUACUUUAUUACAUCUACGCCAGUCUUACGGUUAAUCACCGUGUUUAUCAUGAACACUGGCAAUUUUAACUGGCGUACUCUUUAUGGAGGUGUUUGCAUUAACUUUCCCUUCCUUGACCGAUUCACCGUUAUCUCUUUUCGUUUCUGUAAAAGUACUUCAUUUUCGCUCCACACAUAUUAUCUACUUGCUGUGAUCGUCGCCCUGACUAAGAACUCCUCUCAACCGGACCUCCUCGUAUGUGACCAUAUAGCGACAGCCUUCUUGUUUAUAUGUUUAUGAACUUAGUUCAACCUUUUUAUCCAUUUUAAUUCCCUGCUUUUGAUUGAAUAGUAAGGUUGUGCAAGAAAUAGGAUUUGGACGUGGUUUGGGAUACAAUACUUGCC